UCGUCUGCAAGGCGCCGGGGAGCCUCGGGGAGGGAGAGCGGCCGUGGCAGCGACGCCGACGUCCUGCGCGUUCCCCCCCUCGCCGCGGCACCCGCCGGCGCCCUCCUCCUCCUCCUCCUCCUCCUCCUCCGCGGCGGCGGCGGCGGCGGCCUCCAUCUUCCUCUCGCUGCCAGUGGUAGCGCUCGUCUGGCGGAGCUGGAGCUUACUCCUUGUUCUGCGCUCAGGAAUCACUCCUGGUGGUGCUCAGGGGACUAUAUGGGAUGCUGGGGAUUGAACCCAAGUUGGCCACAUGCAAGGGCUGAAAGACACACAGAAGUCUUCAUGGAUAUAGUUGAUACAUUUAAUCAUUUAAUUCCUACUGAACACUUAGAUGAUGCCCUAUUUCUAGGAUCCAACCUGGAGAAUGAAGUCUGUGAGGAUUUUAGUACAAGUCAAAAUGUCUUAGAGGACUCGCUGAAGAACAUGCUCAGCGAUAAGGAUCCUAUGCUAGGAUCUGCAAGUAACCAGUUCUGUUUGCCUGUUUUGGAUAGCAAUGAUCCCAAUUUCCAGAUGCCUUGUUCAACAGUUGUUGGUCUUGAUGAUAUUAUGGAUGAAGGAGUUGUUAAAGAAAGUGGCAGUGAUGCUAUUGAUGAAGAAGAACUGAUUUUACCUAACAGGAAUUUAAGGGACAAUGUGGAAGAAAACUCAGUAAGAUCACCAAGAAAGUCACCUCGUUUAAUGGCACAAGAACAAGUAAGAAGUUUACGACAGAGCACUAUUGCCAAGCGUUCAAAUGCAGCACCUUUGAGUAGCACAAAAAAGGCACCUGGGAAGAUUGUGUCUACUCCUAAAGCGGGGGUAAAACAACUGGAGAGAUGUCAAGUUAAAGAAGAAGCUUGUGCAUCACUUAAAUCUGAAUACUAUAAAGAGAGCAGAAGAAGCAGUCGUCACACUGGACAAAUUAAAUUGGAAUCAGAAGUGUCAGAGCCUUCAAGUCAUUCUUCAUUGUCCUCUUGUCUUGAAAUGAAUGAUAAAGUUGAAAUAGAUUCUAAACAGAACUGUACUAAUCAAAGAGAAGCAAAAGUGCCAUGCCAUGAAUUAAAUUGUCCACUCCUUUCAGAGACAUGUGUCAAUAUUGAAGAAAAGAAAAGUGAAACUCUGAUGGAAAGCAAAAUUAAGACUGAUAGUAACCCAUUUUUUAAUGUUUCAGAUAAAGAAGAACAUGAACAGAAUGAUCCUAUGCCAGAUAAAAUUGAUCAAAAUAUUGUAGGAGAAAUGAGAGAAAAGGGGAAAAUUGAACAAGAAUCAAUAGGUGGUGUAGAAUUACCCCAGGAAGAUGACCAAAUUAUUGAGGAACCAGCAUCUUCUGUGACACUCUCAGAUGCUGCUGCUUUUUCAAAUGCAAAUAAAAUGAAAAAGAGUCUUGUAGAUUUAUCUAGUUCUGUGGAUGAAAUAAAGGAAUGUAAUUUGGAAUUGAAGAAUACCAAGGAAGUAACUGAAAAAGACAAGAGUUCCUUUCAAAGACAUGAAAUAGAACCAGUGGAUUAUUGUAAAGACACAAAGUCCAGUGAUAAACAGUUAGAGAAUACCGAGUUUAAUGAGUCAAAUUUGGAGGUGGUUGAUACUAGUCCUUUAGAACUAGAAAGUAAUAUUUUAGAAAAUGCUGUUUGUGAUGUUUCUGACCAAAAUUCAAAACAAUUAAAUAUUAUCGAAACUGUUAAAAUGGAGUCUCAUGAAGCAGCAAACAUUCAAGAUGACAAAAACAGCCAGUCAAAUACUACUACUUGCUCAGAGUCAAAAAACACAAAAUCUAAAUAUAUAAAACCUGCAAUUCCUUCUAAACAAAACAUGACCACGGAUAAUAUGAGGAAAAUUGUUGAUGCAAAGCAUGAACUAGUGCAUAACAAAACUAAAGUUCAUGUCAAAAAUGUGAAAAGAAAUGCUGAUGAAGCAGAAUCACAGCAAAAUUUUCAUAGAUCAGCCAAAGUGAGAAAAAAACAGGUUGAUAAAGAUCCAAAGACUUGUAAUUCUGGGGUCAAAUCUGUGAAAAAUCAAGCUCAUCCUAUAUUGAAAAGAACACCACAGGAUCAAAAUUUUGUACAGAUUUCUAAACCUUUAGUUCAUUCUUCGACUGAUAAGCCUCAUGGGCAACCUGGUUGCUCUAAAGAAUCUCAGCAUUCUGCACAGAUAGGCCAUUUAUUACAUCAGAAACAAUGCCAUAAGCCUCAGCAACUAGUUACUGCAGUGAAAACCAAUAUUCAUAUGAAGGAAGAGCUUGAACAGACAAGUGUGGAGCAUCUUAAGGAGGAGGAUAAACUAAAACUUAAAAAGCCUGAGAGGAAUCUACAGCCUCGCCAAAGAAGAAGUAGCAGAAAUUUUUCUUUGGAUGAGCCACCAUUGUUCAUUCCAGACAAUAUAGCUACAGUAAAAAGAGAAGGCUCAGAUCAUAGCUCUUCAUUUGAAACCAAAUAUAUGUGGACUCCCAGCAAACAUUGUGGGUUUUGCAAAAAGCCACAUGGCAACAGGUUUAUGGUUGGCUGUGGGAGAUGUGAUGACUGGUUUCAUGGUGAUUGUGUUGGAUUAAGCCUUAGUCAAGCACAACAAAUGGGAGAGGAAGACAAAGAAUAUGUGUGUGUCAAAUGUUGUGCUGAAGAAGAUAAAAAGACUGAAGUAGAUGUGGAUAUUUUGGAAAAUCAAGCUAAACUUGAAGUUCAUAUCGAAGAUAAGACAAUGGAAUAUGAAAAGCUUGGGUUGUCAAAGCAUAUGCCAACAAAUGACAAAACCAAAUAUGCUGAUGAUACAGUGAAACACAAGGUCAAGAUUUUAAAACGGGAAUCUGGGGAAGGUAAGAACUCAUCAGACUAUAGAGACAGUGAAAUUAAAAAAUGGCAGCUAGCUCCUCUUCGAAAGAUGGGACACCCAGUAUUACCCCGUAGAUCCUCAGAAGAAAAAAGUGAAAAAAUACCCAAAGAGUCUGUAACUAAUCCUUGUAUAGGAGAAAAAACAUCAAAAACAGGUACUCAUGAGAAACAGGAGAUGAAAAAGAAGAAAAUUGAAAAAGUCGUGUCUAAUACACAUCCACCUCCUGCUUCUUCCAAGCCUUCUGCAGAUCAAAUUAGACAAAGUGUCAGACAUUCUCUCAAAGACAUACUUAUGAAAAGACUUACAGAUUCAAAUUUGAAGAUACCAGAAGAGAAGGCAACGAAAGUUGCCACAAAAAUUGAAAAAGAACUGUUCUCUUUUUUCCGUGACACUGAUGCUAAAUAUAAGAACAAAUAUAGAAGUUUGAUGUUUAAUCUGAAAGAUCCUAAAAACAAUAUACUGUUUAAAAAAGUUCUAAAAGGAGAAGUAACUCCUGACCAUCUUAUAAAAAUGAGUCCUGAAGAACUAGCUUCUAAAGAAUUAGCUGCUUGGAGAAGAAGAGAAAAUAGACAUACUAUAGAGAUGAUUGAGAAAGAACAGAGAGAAGUGGAAAGACGACCAAUCACAAAAAUUACUCAUAAAGGUGAAAUAGAGAUUGAAAGUGAUGCCCCAAUGAAAGAACAGGAAGCAGUUAUGGAGAUUCAGGAACCUAUAGCUAAUAAGUCAUUGGAGAAGACUGAAGGAUGUGAGAAACUAAAAGAAGAGAUUGACUCCAUGUCUAAAGAUACAACUAAUCAACAUAGGCAACAUCUUUUUGAUCUUAACUGCAAAAUUUGUAUAGGUAGAAUGGCACCACCAGCAGAUGAUCUUUCUCCAAAAAAGGUGAAAGUUGUUGUUGGAGUGUCUCGGAAACAUUCGGACAAUGAAGCAGAUAGUAUAGCAGAUGCGUUAUCUUCAACCUCAAAUAUUUUAGCUUCGGAAUUAUUUGAUGAAGGGAAACAAGACUCUCCAAAGUCAACUUUUUCUCCUGCACCACGUCCAGAGAUGCCAGGAACUGUUGAAGUUGAAUCUACCUUUCUGGCUCGGCUGAACUUCAUCUGGAAAGGUUUUAUCAAUAUGCCUUCUGUGGCAAAAUUUGUGACCAAAGCUUACCCAGUGUCUGGCUCCCCUGAGAACUUAACAGAGGAUCUACCAGACAGUAUUCAAGUAGGAGGAAGGAUAUCACCUCAGACAGUUUGGGAUUAUGUUGAAAAAAUAAAAGCAUCAGGAACCAAGGAAAUAUGUGUGGUUCGCUUCACACCCGUCACUGAAGAGGAUCAGAUUUCUUAUACUUUGCUGUUUGCAUAUUUUAGCAGUAGAAAACGCUAUGGAGUAACUGCUAAUAACAUGAAACAGGUUAAAGAUAUGUACCUUAUUCCUUUGGGUGCCACAGAUAAAAUUCCACACCCUCUUGUGCCUUUUGAUGGACCUGGACUUGAACUACAUAGACCUAAUCUGUUGUUGGGCUUAAUCAUUCGUCAGAAAUUGAAACGACAACAUAGUGCUAGUGCUAGUCAUACAGCUGAGACUCCUGAAAGUGUACCAAUAGCAUUGCCACCUGAUAAAAAAAGUAAAGUAGAUAUUUCCAUGGAGGAAACAACAGAGGAAGAAAGUGACUUUUUUAAUUCUUUCACAACUGUAUUGCAUAAGCAAAGAAAUAAGCCUCAGCAAACUCUUCAAGAAGACCUUCCAGCAGUAAUUGAACCCUUGGUAGAAGUCACCAAACAGGAUCCACCAAAACCAUUACGAUUUCUUCCUGGGGUAUUGAUUGGCUGGGAAAAUCAACCUUCUACUCUGGAAUUAGCAAAUAAGCCUCUUCCUGUGGAUGAUAUUCUUCAGAGCCUUUUGGGCACUACUGCUCAAGAAUAUGAACAGGCUCAACCAGUGACAGAACAAAACAGUCUUAAAAAAAUUCCAUUUAUAAAUGAACCAGCCAACCCCCAAACUGAGAAAAUGGAUAAAGCAGAAGUGACAGAUAAUGAAACCGAGGGGGAAAAUGUUAAAUUAGAUCCUUUUUCUGAAGCUGUAGGUAAUUCAGCGGAAGAAGAGACAUCAGCUACAGGUUCCUCUUUCAUUUCUUCUGGACAUUUAACAAAUCUUAGUCUCAGAGGUAAACCACCUGAUGUUUCUACAGAAGCAUUCUUAACUAAUUUAACAAUCCAAUCAAAACAGGAGGACAGUGUCGAGAGUAAAGAGAAGCCAUUAAAAAGACAGUUACUGCAAGAUCAAGAGAAUAACAUGCAAGAUAAUCAGACUUCAGGUACUAAUGUAGGAAAAGGAAAUGCAGAUGGUAAUGUGAGUUGUAAUGAAAAUCUUGUUGCUAACACAAAGUCCCCACAGUUCAUCAACCUGAAAAGGGAUCCCAGGCAAGCAGCAGCAGCAGGACGAAGUCAGCAGACAACCACUUCAGAAAGUAAAGAUGGAGAUAUUUGCCAGAAUGAAGAAAUAAACACCCUGCCUACUCUGUCACUUACUGAGAACUUAACAGAACAAAUCCAUGUAGAGGAAAAGUUGGCUUCUGCAGAGCAAAGCCCAAGUGUUCAGCAGAAUGAGAAUUCAGUGGUUGAACAGAACUCUUCAUCAACAGAAAACACAAACACUUCUCAGACUGAACAAGUGAAUCACCCACAGGAGGAUAUUUUAAUGCAAAAUAUUGAAACAGUGCACCCAUUUCGAAGAGGAGGGGUCGGAACCACAUCUCAGUUUGAAGUUGGAGGCACCUGUCAAUCCGAAUUUUCUUCUAAAAGUACCACCUUUACUUCUAGAAACAACAGUCCCAGAACAGGUACAAACUUUUCACCCAUGAGACCACAGCAGCCCAACCUUCAGCAUCUCAAGUCUAGUCCUCCUGGAUUUCCUUUUCCAGGGCCUCCUAAUUUUUCUCCUCAAGGCAUGUUUGGAUUUCCACCGCAUUUGCCACCUCCAUUACUUCCCCCUCCAGGCUUUGGCUUUUCUCAAAACCCCAUGGUUCCUUGGCCACCUGUUGUUCAUCUGACAGGCCAGCAACAAUGUAUGAUGGGUCCCCUUUCACAAGCAUCAAGGUAUUUAGGGCCACAAAAUUUUUACCAGGUAAAAGACAUACGGAGACCAGAAAGGCGCCAUAGUGAUCCCUGGGGUAGACAAGACCAACAACUUGAUAGACCAUUUAAUCGAGGCAAAGGGGAUCGCCAGAGAUUUUAUAGUGAUUCACAUCACUUGAAGAGAGAACGACAUGAAAAGGAGUGGGAACAAGAAUCUGAAAGACAUAGGCACAGAGACAGAACCCAGGACAAAGACAGAGAUAGAAAAAACAGGGAGGAAGGGCACAAAGAUAAAGACAGGGCACGGUUAUCACAUGGUGAUGGAAAAGUAAGUAGAGAUAGUAGAAAUGUAGACAAGAAACUAGAUAAACCUAAAAGUGAAGACCAUGUAAAGGACAAAGAACGAGAGAAAAGUAAACAGAGAGAAGGAGAAAAGGACAGAGAUAGAUAUCACAAAGAUAGGGACCAUGCUGACAGAACUAAAAGCAAAAGGUAAAAUUUGCAGGCCGUGUCAAGAUUGUAUUUAAGAAACAGAUAAAUGUUAUAUCUUAAAACCUUGAUGAUUGCCUGAUAGGAUUGUGCCAUCUUUUACAUUUUUAAUAUUGGUGGUUUGUGUGUUGGGGCAGAGUGCUGUGUACCAGUGCUCAUCAUCCCUUCUUCAUACCAACUGUCUAGUAAAUAGGAAUUUAAAUUUUUUAAAGUUUUACAUUGCGGUAUAUUCAAAUAUUUGUUUUAUUAAUAUGCAAUAAAGGCUUAGAAAAUUUAGUUUUAUUCUUUAAUUGGUAAAAAUGGUUAACUAUGGAAUAUAUUUACUGCCUCUAGUGAAUGUCCUUUAUAUAAUUAUUAAUUUGAAAGUAAUGUGUGCUCUGUAUGUUUGUUACAAAUUACACUGUUUUUAAAGAUAUUGUAGAAGAGCAACAAAAAGCCAACCAAUUUCAUAACCAGAUUGUUUUAAUCAUUUAGUUUAACAUUUUUGACCAGGAAUCAGAAAUCUAAGGAGUUCAUGUAUAUUGUGUAUAAUCUACACUCAUUGAAGGCUUUCAUUACCAUGUUACAACUUUGUGGUAGGCCAUUACUUGCUUUUCAUUUUGGCUAUUCAGAGACUUGAAUACUUAAGCUUGUACAUGAUCUUGUGUUUUGCUAUCCUUUUUACUGUAAAAUGUAAAUAUUUUAAGGGAUAUUUUGAUUCUAAAUAUGAUAAAAGAAUUUCUCACCUA
Suncus etruscus (white-toothed pygmy shrew) is the source of this 7117-nucleotide messenger RNA. RefSeq names its product PHD finger protein 3 (gene PHF3). The record is from RefSeq and is a predicted model, not a curated record. Lineage: Eukaryota; Metazoa; Chordata; Mammalia; Eulipotyphla; Soricidae. The transcript is spliced from 17 exons. Gene Ontology annotation, cellular component: nucleus. Gene Ontology annotation, biological process: DNA-templated transcription. Bases 256 to 6396 code for a protein of 2046 amino acids.